This is a messenger RNA of Cinclus cinclus, 4929 nucleotides long. RefSeq names its product patatin like phospholipase domain containing 6 (gene PNPLA6). Bases 20 to 4444 code for a protein of 1474 amino acids. Gene Ontology annotation, molecular function: phosphatidylcholine lysophospholipase A1 activity. Lineage: Eukaryota; Metazoa; Chordata; Aves; Passeriformes; Cinclidae. Gene Ontology annotation, biological process: phosphatidylcholine metabolic process. Gene Ontology annotation, cellular component: endoplasmic reticulum. The transcript is spliced from 36 exons. The record is from RefSeq and is a predicted model, not a curated record.
GGCACAGCCCCCCCCGGCCAUGGGGCAGAGCGAGUCGCAGCAGGAGGCUGAGGGCACGGUGCUGAGGGGGCUGCUGGCCGUAUUCAGCAGGGAGCAGCUCCCGGCGCGUGCGGUGCUGGGGACAAUCCUGGGCCUCGCCAUCAUCGUCAUGGCUGUGGCCGUGCUGGGCUGGUGGCUUCGCCUCAAGAAAGUCCCCGCUCAGGAGCCUCCCCGGUACCGCUUCCGCAAGAGGGACAAAGUCCUGUUCUACAGCCGCAAGAUCAUGCGUAAGGUGUCCCAGUCCACGUCCUCGCUGGUGGACACCUCGGUGGCCAGCGGGGCCGCGCGGCUGCGCAGCCGCAAGAAGCUCAAGGUGCUCAGCAUCGCCAAAAAGGUCUCAGCCAGCUUCCUGCGCAUCCAGAAGGAACCUCCCACGCUGCAGCUGAAGGAGCCUCCACCCUCGGUGCUGGAGGCCGACCUGACCGAGUUCGACGUGGCCUCGUCACACCUGCCCUCAGAGGUGCUCUACAUGCUCAAGAACGUCCGGGUGCUGGGACACUUUGAGAAGCCGCUGUUCCUGGAGCUGUGCAAGCACAUGGUGUUCCAGCAGUGCCAGCAGGGCGAGGACGUGUUCCGGCCCGGCCAGCCCGACACCAGCAUCUACGUCCUGCAGGAGGGCAAGCUGGAGCUGCUGCUCACCGAGAGCGACGGGAAGGAGACGGUGAUGAAGGAGGUGUUCCCUGGGGACAGCGUGCACAGCCUGCUCAGCAUCCUGGACGUCAUCACGGGCCACCAGCGGCCGUACCGGACAGUCUGUGCCCGCGCCGCCGAGGACUCCACGGUUCUGCGCCUGCCGGUCGAGGCCUUCUCGGCCGUGUUCGAGAAGUACCCCGAGAGCCUGGUCAGGGUGGUGCAGAUCAUCAUGGUGAGGCUGCAGCGUGUCACCUUCCUGGCCUUGCACAACUACCUGGGUUUGACCAACGAGCUCUUCAGCCAUGACAUGCAGCCCCUGCGGCUCUUCCCUCAGCCCGGCCACGCCGCCCGCACCAGCCCCGUCCGGCACAGCAAGCGCGGCCUGGGCAGCACCGACGAGGGCCGGGACACCGCCGAGCUGAUAAAAGCCGCCGGCCUGGAGACGCCGGUGCCGCCGCCGCCGCCGCUGAGCCGCUGCAUCUCCAUGCCCGUGGACAUCUCUGGCAUCCAGAGGGGUCCUCGCUCGGAUUUUGACAUGGCGUACGAGCGCGGGCGCAUCUCGGUGUCGCUGCAGGAGGACGGCAGCGGCGCCUUCGGGCAGGUGUCCCAGGAGCCCAAGGAGCGCAAGUCGGUGACUCUGGAGGAGCAGCCCUCGGGGAUUUACCACUACAGCUCCUGCGAGGACACGGGGACGGGGACGGGGACAGGGACAGGGACGGGGACAGGGAUGGGGACAGGGAUGGGGACGUGUCCCUUCGGGCCCUACCAGGGCCGCCAGACCAGCGACAUCUUCGAGGAGGCCAAGAGGGAACUCAUCAAACUCAUGAAGGUUGAGGACCCUUCUCUGCUCAACAACCGUGUCCUGCUCCACCACGCCAAGGGUGGCACGGUCAUCGCCCGCCAGGGUGACCAGGACGUGAGCCUGCACUUUGUGCUCUGGGGCUGCCUGCACGUGUACCAGCGCAUGAUCGACAAGGAGGAGGACGUGUGCCUGUUCCUCACGCAGCCGGGCGAGCUCGUGGGCCAGCUGGCCGUGCUCACGGGCGAGCCCCUCAUCUUCACCAUCAAGGCCAACCGCGACUGCAGCUUCCUCAAGAUCUCCAAGUCCGACUUCUACGAGAUCAUGCGGGAGCAGCCCAGCGUGGUGCUGAGCGUCGCCCACACCGUGGCCGCCCGCAUGUCGCCCUUCGUGCGCCAGAUGGAUUUCGCCAUCGACUGGAUGGCCGUGGAGGCCGGCCGGGCUCUGUACAGGCAGGGGGACAAGUCGGACUGCACGUACAUCGUGCUCAACGGGCGGCUGCGCUCCGUCAUCCAGAAGGGCAGCGGCAAGAAGGAGCUGGUGGGGGAGUACGGCCGAGGAGACCUGGUGGGAGUGGUGGAGGCGCUGACUCGGCAGCCCCGGGCCACCACGGUGCACGCGGUGAGGGACACGGAGCUGGCCAAGCUGCCCGAGGGGACUCUGAACAACAUCAAGAGGAGAUACCCACAGGUGGUCACCCGCCUCAUCCACCUCCUGAGCCAGAAGAUCUUGGGCAACCUCCAGCAGCUCCGCGGGCCCUUCCCAGGGUCCGGCCUGGGCGUGGCGUCCAGCUCGGAGCCCAUCAACCCCACCAGUAACCUGUCGACGGUGGCCGUGCUGCCCGUGUGUGACGAGGUGCCCAUGGCGGCCUUCACGCUGGAGCUGCAGCACGCGCUCAGCGCCAUCGGCCCCACGCUGCUGCUGACCAGUGACAUCAUCCGCGCCCGCCUUGGCUCCUCGGCUCUGGAGAGCAUCCAGGAGUACCGGCUGUCGGGCUGGCUGGCGCAGCAGGAGGAUCUGCACCGCAUCGUGCUCUACCAGACCGACUGCACGCUGACCCCCUGGACCCUGCGCUGCAUCCGCCAGGCGGAUUGCAUCCUCAUCGUGGGGCUGGGAGAGCAGGAGCCGGCACUGGGAGAGCUGGAACAGAUGUUGGAGAACACAGCGGUGCGGGCUCUGAAGCAGCUGGUGCUGCUGCACCGCGAGGACGGCGCUGGCCCGGCCCGCACGGUCGAGUGGCUCAACAUGCGCAGCUGGUGCUCGGGCCACCUGCACAUCCGCUGUCCUCGCCGCGUCUUCUCCCGCCGCAGCCCGGCCAAGCUGCGGGAGAUGUACGAGAAGGUGUUUGAGAAGAGCCCCGACCGCCACAGCGACUUCUCGCGCCUGGCGCGCGUCCUCACGGGGAACACCAUCGCACUGGUGCUGGGCGGCGGCGGUGCCAGGGGCUGCUCUCACAUCGGGGUCAUCAAGGCCAUGGAGGAGUCGGGGAUCCCCAUCGACCUGGUGGGGGGCACCUCCAUCGGAGCCUUCAUCGGCGCGCUCUACGCCGAGGAGCGCAGCGCCGUACGCACCAAACAGCGCGCCAGGGAGUGGGCCAGGUGCAUGAAUUCCGUUUUCGAGACCGUGCUGGACCUCACCUACCCCAUCACCUCCAUGUUCUCGGGCUCGGCCUUCAACGCCAGCAUCAACCGCGUCUUCCAGGACAAACAGAUCGAGGACCUCUGGCUGCCCUACUUCAACGUCACCACGGACAUCACGGCCUCGGCCAUGCGGGUGCACACGGACGGCAGCCUCUGGCGCUACGUCCGAGCCAGUGCCUCCUAUACCCCCUACCUGCCUCCGCUCUGCGACCCCAAGGACAGCCACUGGCUGGUGGAUGGCUGCUAUGUUAACAAUGUCCCAGGCUCGCUCUGGCGUUACGUACGCGCCAGCAUGACCCUGUCGGGCUACCUGCCCCCGCUGUGUGACCCCAAGGACGGCAACCUCCUCAUGGACGGGGGGUACAUCAACAACCUGCCAGCCGACAUCGCGCGCAACAUGGGCGCCAAGACGGUGAUCGCCAUCGACGUGGGCAGCCAGGACGAGACCGACCUGUGCAACUACGGCGACUCGCUGUCGGGGUGGUGGCUGCUCUGGACACGCCUCAACCCCUGGGCCGAGAAGGUCAAGGCGCCGGCCGUGUCCCCAGUGCCCGGUCCCGGGUCCCGGCAGGUGCCGGACAUGGCGGAGAUCCAGUCGCGCCUGGCUUACGUGUCGUGCGUGAGGCAGCUCGAGGUGGUCAAGUCCAGCUCGUACUGCGAGUACAUCCGGCCACCCAUCGACCGCUUCAAGACCAUGGACUUCGGCAAGUUCGACGAGAUCUACGACGUGGGCUACCAGCACGGCAAGUUGGUGUUCGAGGGCUGGAGCCGCGGGGACGUCAUCGAGAAGAUGGUGAAGGAUCGGCGCUCGGCCGACUUCUACGAGAGCAAACGCAUGGACGUGCUCACCUGUCCCAGUGCCGGUUUCACAGACCUGGCUGAGAUCGUGUCACGGAUCGAACCCGCCCAGCCCUACCUGUCCGACGGCUACGGCGACGAGGAAUCCGAUUACCUGACCGAGUACGAGGACGAGGGCCCGGAGUCGCUGCGGGGCGAGGAGGACGCGGCCGAGUGGGGCAGCAACGAGGCCGAGGAGGAGAAGUCCCUUCGGCACCGCCCCAGCCUGGCCGGGACCCCCCCCGCCCCCCCCAGCGGACCCCGAUGGCUUCUGAGGGACCCGAGGUGGCACCGCCCCUCCCCCACCCCGCAACGGGGGUCCCCCAAUGUCCCCACCCCAAAAUGGGGGUCCCUGCCCUGCCCCCAACCCCCCCAACAGCUCGUUCUAGCACUUUCUCACAGGGCUUUGGACCCCCCCAGUGUCCUCAGGGGGGUCCUGGGACCCCCAAACCUCCCCCCAAAAUCCCCUCAGUGUCACCUCCCCUACCUGCGGUGACAUGGGGGGGGGAGGGGGGAAGGGGGGGGACCCGACACCCCCAAAAAUCCCCUCGGGGGUGGGGUCCUGGGACUCCCAAAAUCCCCCUAAAAUCCCCCCAAAGUCCCCUCAAGGGGGGGACCGGGGAUCCCCCCAGAUCUACCCCAGUGUCCCCAGUAUCCCAUCCCCCACCCAGGGUGACACUGGGAAGGGUCCCGGGACCCCCAAAAUCCCCCCGGUGUCCCCUCCCCCCUCCCCGCUCUGUUGCACUGUCCCUCCCCCCCCGGCCGGCCAGGGGGGGGCGCUGCUGUAAAUUUUAUUUUCUUUUUUCCAAGGUUUUUUUUUUUUUUGUUGGUUGUUGUUUUUUUUUUUUGUUGUUUUUGUUUUUUUUGUUUUUGUUUUUUUUUUAACGGUUCUUACGCAAAUCCAGGCCGGCUGGAUGGGUUCUUGAUUAAUUAUUGAUUAAUUAUCGGUUAAUUAUUAAUUAAUAAUUGGUGAAUUAUUGA